AUGAUGGCCGACGUUCACGAAGUCCAACCGCUGGUUCGAGAUGUGGCCCCUCGCGGUCAACGUGGAUCGUACGAAGGCGAGCUUGGAUCAACGAGAGAUGAGGACAGUCGCACUGCCUUGCACUGGGCGGUGAUCAGAGGACACCAACAGACGUUGUUUGAGCUUAUGCCCGUGUGUGACGCAAUUGUCAAUGCAAAAGACCGUUUCAACCGUACAGCGCUAUUCUAUGCCGUUGGAGGCCAGGAAUUCUCGAAUUUGAUGGUCGAGAUGCUCCUUCUUGGUGGUGCUCAGGUCAACUACAUCGAUGUUGAUAGGAAAACACCUUUGCUCAUGGCACUUGAGAGAAAAGACCGCCUGCUCACUGGGCGAUUGGCCGAGUUUGAUUCGAUCACAAUGCACAUGAUCAUUGCAGAAUGUCAUCCGAGUAACGACAAAAGCGAGGGCAUGAUCAACAUAUUAGACUUUCUCCUCACACAUGGAGGCAAAGAUCUAAAGAGCACCAAAAAUCGAAAGGGCCAAAGCAUACUUCAUGCAUCAGCAACCACGGGAAAUAUGGCUGUUGUAGAUGUGUUUAUGGAACACGGCCGGAUCAAUCCUCUGGAAGUUGUACUAGAAAUGGACAAGGAAGGCGACACACCUCUAAUCUCAGCCGCUCGAGGUGGAUGGUUCGAAAUGGCAAAAUUUCUCGUGCAGGACUGUGAUUUCAACAAAGAUAUCGUCGACGCCAACGGAAUGACGGCACUGCACUGGGCUGCACACCAGGGUCACACGGCAAUCGUAUCACUUCUGGUGGACGCGGGCGCUGACAUAAUGCGUCAGACCGAGACUGGCUUUACAUCUCUUUUCCUUGCCUGCAAUAAUAGGCGAGAUGAAACGGGGGUUUUACUGUUGGAGAAGACAGGCAUCCCAAAGGCUCUGACAUUAAAGGAUGCUUUUGGCCGUGGCUUGACACGUGUUGCGGCAUUGAACAACUGCAGUAACAUUUUGACCAAACUCAUUGAAUAUGCCAAGGAGGAAGGCAACGAUGCGCGAGUGUUGUGGGAGCAUUCUGAAGGGUGCUCACAUGCUUUCGCUGCCAUCGGAAGCGAUUGCCGUGAGAGUGCAAUGACUUUGCUGAAAGCCGGCGCCGCCGUGACAGGGUCCAAUGGAAAUCGUGACACAGCUCUUCACUGCGCAGUAUCUCAUGGCGACGCUGAUCUAGUCAAAUGGCUACUUGAAAAUAGGAGUGAAUCGCGUCUUUGGAUGGUCGCAAAGAACAAGGAAAAUCAAACUCCCGCAGGCGUAGCUGCUACCCGUCUGGAGGGGGGUGUUCUUGCCGACAUACUUGCCGACCUCUUACACUAUGAGGAGCCGGCUCGUGUCCGAGAUCUUGACACUACAGGGUGGAUAGGAAUUCACUGGGCCACAUUCUACGCGCGUCUAGAUCUCAUCAAGUUACUCGUGCGGAAGACAGCAGAUGGCACGAAUAAUAGUGUUCUUGCGGCAGACACUAGUGGUCGAACAGCUGCAGACCUUGCCCGCAGGCUACACCCAAAGCAAAUGAAGCUGCUGCAAUGGUUGAAGCCGGUGGACACGCUUGGAGAUCCAAGUGAUGUGCCACUCCUCCGGGAGCCGAAAGUCUCUGACGAAACUAAAGAUAUCUGCGGUAGAGUACCGGCAUUCCUGAUGGAUGUAUACGGUAGGCGUGGUACCCUGGUGAUACUGCUGUACGUUUCCGACAUCCUCUGCUAUGGGCCCGAUCCGAUCAUGUCCGUCGAAGCAGAGAAACGUGGCAUGGAUCGCAGGUUGAGAUCCAGAUGGAUUCACCUUCCACUAAAUAAUUUAACCGUGAUAGAAAAUAUGGCUCAAGGUACAUUAACUCAUGGGAUCAAAAUUAUUCCUUGCUCACCUUCACAGGACCUCAUACAUAGAAUUUAUUUCGAUAUUGCAGACGAGAACAUGGACAAUCUGGAAACAGCGGGCAACGAGUUUGAACCUACUUCUCCUAGGGGUUUGGCUCAUAACACAGAAACUAGCUGUCGCGACCUCGACAACUUGACAAAUUUCAGCGCAAUUUCUCCAGACAACAUACCAUCAAGUUUGGAAGAUGACGCAAUGAUUGUUAGCGGGACACAAACAAGCACCAAGCUUUUCUUUCCAGAUGCGCAAAACAAUCAAGUAGAAUCCGAGGAAUACCCAACAACGUUACCGUCAAACAACUUGCACGCCAAAGGAAAGCCUGCAAAUACACCCCGAAGAAUACCACCUGAAUGGAGGUCCUUGAAGAAGGUCAUCGAUCAUGCAACCAUUCAGCAUUCAAAGCUUUCUCGCUUUAUUGACGAGAAGAUGUCAUCCGAGCCCCGCGUUGGAUACUUGAGACCUAUUGCGCCGUUUAUUGAUGUAAGAUAUCGUUGA
This is a messenger RNA of Pestalotiopsis fici W106-1, 2394 nucleotides long. RefSeq lists its product as uncharacterized. The record is from RefSeq and is a predicted model, not a curated record. Gene Ontology annotation, molecular function: protein binding. The transcript is spliced from 3 exons. NCBI's taxonomy places the organism in Eukaryota, Fungi, Ascomycota, Sordariomycetes, Amphisphaeriales, Sporocadaceae. The coding region runs from base 1 to 2394 and encodes 797 amino acids.